Molecule: messenger RNA, 864 nt
Organism: Cladophialophora bantiana CBS 173.52
Lineage: Eukaryota; Fungi; Ascomycota; Eurotiomycetes; Chaetothyriales; Herpotrichiellaceae
Exons: 2
Coding region: 1-864 (287 amino acids)
Molecular function (GO): oxidoreductase activity
Source: RefSeq, a predicted model, not a curated record
AUGGCUCGAUUCAUUCCCGACCCAACGAAAUUUCCCAGGCUGAAGGAUCAAGUUAUGGUGAUCACAGGUGGAAGUAGCGGCAUAGGGGCAGCGACAGUCGCGUUCUUUGCCAAACACGGGGCGAAGGUCAUCUCGGGCGACAUAACACCUGCCUCUACCGACGUCGAGAAUGUUCAACAUGUUAGCACCGACGUGACAUCUUACUCAUCUCUUUCAAAUCUCUUCCGCCUCGCCUUCAAGACGUACGGCCGUGUUGAUAUUGCCAUCAGUAAUGCCGGCUUGAUUGAGCCAGGCAACAUUUUUGACCCGUCGAUCGAUCUGCAAUCCGUCGACGAGGAGCCAGCGCUCAAUAUCGUCGACGUCAAUGUCAAGGCGGUGAUUUAUUUUGCCCGUAUUGCAUCGGUCUACCUCCGCCAAGGGGCGAAGCCGGGCGAUGACAAAUGCCUCCUCUUAAUGAGCAGCGUCGCUGGGUUCACCUUCACCCCAGGGCUGUACGUGUACGGCGCGACCAAACACGCUGUAAUAGGCCUAAUGCGAGCGCUGGCUCCGUAUGCACUCACUACGCUUGGCAUUCGAGUGAACAGUAUCUGUCCUUGGACGACGGAGACGGGAAUGGUUUCGCAAUUCCUUGACAAGUGGAGGGCUGGCGGCUUUGCGGUGAAUUCCCCGGAAGAUAUUGCACAAAUUUAUGGUGCACUGGCUGUAGAUGCGGAAAACAAUGGCAAGGCUGUAUACGUCGAAGGCGGGAGAGGUUGGGAGAUAGAAGAAGGAUUGAAUCGUCUAGGUCCUCAGUGGUUAGGUCCUGGACCAUGGGAUAGUCUCAUGAGAGGCCAGAGAUUCUUCAGUGAAACAGAAUCUUGGUGA